Molecule: messenger RNA, 693 nt
Organism: Camelina sativa (false flax)
Lineage: Eukaryota; Viridiplantae; Streptophyta; Magnoliopsida; Brassicales; Brassicaceae
Source: RefSeq, a predicted model, not a curated record
AACAUCUCAACUUCGAUCUCUUUUAUAAUCUCUUAGCAAUCGUUCGUUCGUUCGUAAUAAAAGAAGAAAUGGCAAUGAGGUUCUCAUCAGUUACUAAUCUCGUGCUUCUCUCUGCAGCUACGUUUCUUUUGGUCCACGCAAGUGCUCGCAAUUUGCAGCAAACUCAGACUCUGCCUCUCGGAGGAGUCGCUGCUCCUACCAAAGCUGAGUCUCCUACCGUUGAUGCCCCUCUCGACGAUCAGAAGAACUUCAUCUACGGUGCCGGAAUCGGCGGUGCUGCCGGAGUUGGCGGAUUCUUUGGCAUGCCUGGUGGUGGCACUGGCACUGGCAUGACAUUGCCACUCCCGUCUGGGACGCCGCUUCUUGGUGGGGCUGGUGGUGCGUUUGGUGGUUUGGGCGGUGCAAUGGGAUUCCCUGGUGGACUUGGUGGUGGAUCUAGUGGUGGUGGUGUUCCGAGCUUAAGCGGUGGUUCUCCUUAAGAGAUACUAUCAAGAUGAUUGUUUCCGAUGUACUAGUUCCAAGAUGUUCUGAAAGUAGUGUUUUGUUUCGUUGUGUUUGAAUUAGGAUCGUUGAUGGCGUUUCUCUGUUUCUUCUCUGUCUUUUGGUUGUCUUUUUCAUCAUCAGUUUAUGUUUUAAUGCUGUGUUUGUGUUUCCUGUUCGUGAUUUCUUCAAUAAUAUUUGGUUUUGUUUGAA